Acomys russatus (golden spiny mouse) is the source of this 756-nucleotide messenger RNA. It is a transcript of the gene Fcf1, whose product is annotated as FCF1 rRNA-processing protein. Lineage: Eukaryota; Metazoa; Chordata; Mammalia; Rodentia; Muridae. Gene Ontology annotation, cellular component: small-subunit processome; nucleolus. The record is from RefSeq and is a predicted model, not a curated record. The coding region runs from base 80 to 676 and encodes 198 amino acids. The transcript has 8 exons.
UUGCCGGAAGCAGCAUAAGGAUGAUGUAAAUGCGUCGCGCUGUGAGUGAUUCCGGAAGAAACGGGAGUGCGGCGUGAACAUGGGGAAGCAAAAGAAAACCAGGAAAUAUGCGACUAUGAAGCGAAUGCUUAGUCUCAGAGAUCAGAGACUUAAAGAAAAGGAUAGAUUAAAACCUAAAAAGAAAGAGAAGAAAGAUCCCAGUGCGCUGAAGGAAAGAGAAGUCCCCCAACAUCCUUCCUGCUUAUUCUUCCAGUACAAUACACAGCUGGGUCCACCUUACCACAUCCUCGUUGAUACCAACUUCAUCAACUUUUCCAUUAAAGCCAAACUGGACUUAGUGCAGUCAAUGAUGGACUGUCUGUAUGCCAAGUGUAUCCCUUGUAUAACUGAUUGUGUAAUGGCUGAAAUUGAGAAAUUGGGACAAAAAUAUCGAGUGGCACUAAGGAUCGCCAAGGAUCCACGAUUUGACAGGUUGCCGUGCACACACAAAGGAACCUAUGCUGAUGACUGCUUGGUACAGAGAGUAACUCAGCACAAGUGUUACAUUGUGGCCACAGUUGACCGGGACCUCAAACGAAGAAUCCGGAAGAUCCCUGGAGUUCCCAUCAUGUACAUUUCUAACCACAGAUACAACAUAGAGCGGAUGCCAGACGACUAUGGAGCCCCUCGCUUCUAACUCUCGCUCAACAAAAUCGCCUGCCUUCCUUGGACCAGCUUUCUCUCUUGUCGGUUAAUUAAACACACUUUUUGAUGGUU